CUCUGAGACACAAGCACACAUGUAGGUCACCAAACCAACACGCACCAGAUAUAUCACUUACAGCAGCUCCUGAUGGAAACGAGUGUCUGAAGCAGAGGGAAUAAACUCUACGAAAGCGUAACAAGGAAUGUCUUGGAAUAAGUAUGCUGUUAGUGAGAAUGUCCCGGAGACUGAAGCCACGCCCCUCACCACGACUCUCGACCCAGAAGAAAAACAGGCUGUGGGAUCACAGUCGGAGGGCGACUCUACAGGGUACGAGCACGUGACGGUGUGUGUGCCAGCGGAGCUGCCGCCAGUGGUGCCCGUGACGGGCGAGUCGUUCUGCCAGUGUCCGGCUCAAACCGAACUCAGCUCAGACGAACAGAUCAGCCCGUACACCCUCAGCUGCACAUGUGGAGAGGAAGAACAGGGGUGUGAAUGGGUUUGGGACGAGGAGAGCAAAUCAUCCUCCGUGUCUCUGAGCUGCUCAAACCGGAAGGUGAGCUUCCAUUCGGAGUACAGCUGUGGAACCGCCGCCAUCAGAGGUGCGAAGGCUCUCAGCGACGGACAGCACUUCUGGGAAAUCAAGAUGACAUCACCCGUCUAUGGCACGGAUAUGAUGGUUGGUAUUGGGACAUCAGAAGUGAACCUGGAUCAGUUCAAACAUAGUUUCUGCAGUCUGUUGGGCACAGAUGAGGACAGCUGGGGUUUGUCCUAUACAGGUCACCUACACCACAAGGGGUCAAAGGUGAACUUUUCAUCACGGUUUGGUCAAGGGUCCAUAAUCGGGGUUCAUCUGGACAGCUGGCACGGCACCCUGAGCUUCUAUAAGAACCGCCGCUGCAUCGGCAUAGCAGCUACUCACUUACAGAAUAAGCGUUUGUAUCCAAUGGUGUGUUCGACUGCGGCCAAGAGCAGCAUGAAACUGAUCCGUUCGCAUUCUGCGCCCACCACGUUACAGUACCUGUGCUGCACGCAGCUGCGCAAAAUGCUGCCCAACUGCGCAGACGCUCUGCGCGUGCUGCCUCUGCCGCCGGGUCUGCGUCUGCUGCUGUCUAACCAGCUGGGAUGGGUGCUGACCCUCGGCUGCGCAGACGCCUGCGCGCACAACAGGGAAGACAAAGCCACACAAACAGAGGAUGGCGAAUAUGACGAAUUCACAAGCCCUUUUCCUUCCCACUAUCCCUCCGACACUGAACGUGUCUUUAUUGCUAGUUCCUUCUCUGAUAACCCUGAGUCUCUUGAUUCUGUCUCCGUAUAUCCCGAUUCUACAUCCUAUCAAGAUGAUGUCUCCAUAAUGGAUGUUGCUUGUUACCUUGAUCCACCUUCACCUUCUGACCUCUACUUUAGCUCCGCCCCCAGCCCUGACCCUACAUUACAACACGUGUCUGUUUCCUGUUCUUGCUGUGACCCGCCAAUAUGUGUUUCUAGUGACGGCCAUACGGUUAAUGAUGCUAGUUCUAUGUGUAAACCGGAACACGCCGGUUCUUGCAGUCUAUGCUCCUCGUACACUCCGACAGGCCACGCCUCCUUUUGGCCUGACUCCGCCUCUGAGAGUGACUCAGACGGCUUCUCUGCAGAUCUAGAGACGUAUCAGAGGAAACGCUGCCGCUGGACAUGAGACAUACAACGUUUACAUGUAAAUCACAGCUCAUAGGUCACAUUUAGAGAGAGAGUUCAUGGUUUACUUACACUCAUGUUGUUCCAAACUCAUUUGAGAAAGGCUGUUCGAUUAGCUGAUAUCGUGAUACGGCUUAGUGUGAUUAUAAAAUUGCAAAGUCUGCGAAAGAGAAGCACUUAUAAACAAUCUGUUGUUUGCAAGAUGAGCUUUAAGGGCUCCUUGAUUUUUUUUUUCUGCCAAAAUAACGUUUGUACAAUUAAUAAUUACAUUAACUGUAAAAUAAUACUAAUUCUGUUAUUUUUCUUAAUAGUCACUUUAUUUUACACUGAAAUAUUAUUUUAUUUAUUUAUAUAAUUAUUAUUGUUAUAAUAUAUUAUCAAAAUUUUUCAAAUUUCACGUUAGAAAAAUUAGAAAUUUUCACAGUUCAAAUGUCAAUUUUUCACAUUUCAAGUUUUAAUUUUUCAAAUUUUCAAACAGGAAUUUUUCACAGUUCAAAUGUCAAUUUUUCCCCAUUUCAAAUUUUCAAAUUUGAAUUUUCAAUUUUUCAAACUGUGAAUUUUUCAAAUUAGAAUUUUUCACAUUUCAAAUUUCAGUUUUUCAAAUUUGAAUUUUCAAAUUUUGAAUUUUUCACAUUUCAAUUUUUCAAAUUUCCCCCCAAAUUAUAUAGCCCUAGGUGUGAGGCUUUCUUUUCUUGUUGAAUAAUGCUUAAUGUCUUAUUUUGUGUCCCACAGAAAAAAGAAAGGCAUGUGGGUUUGAAAAAACAUGAGAGUGAGUAAAUGACAUAACUAAUUUUAGGUGAACUAUUCCUUAAAUACACACAUUAUGCAGUUCAACUCAAACCGCUCGUCCUCAUCCCUUGCCAAACUAUCAAAAAACAUUCACUGGACUUGUUGUAAAUUAUAACCUUUAUGAGAUCUAGUGAAUCAGUGGCUUUGUUACUUAGUAAUCUGUUUCGUUUUCCAGUUAAUUCAUUAUUCAGGGUUCAGGAUGAGGUUAAAGAUUGAAAUUUCUCAUCAGCUUGCUCAUUUCCAGUGCCAAUAUUUUCAGUCAGGUGACCCUUUUGUUGAGAGUUUUUAUCUUAUACAUUAAGGUAGAUCAACACAUGCCAAACAUAUUUUGCAGAAGUAUUAUUGAAAUAUUACAGACAUCAGUAGUUUGAAACCUCAGUACCACCAAUAUGUAAAUACUCCAGUAAUUGACAGACGAUAUCUGUCUGUUAAUCAGUCUGUUAAUUAAUUACAGUAUUUUAUCAUAAUUCAAUAUCAGAGAGCUACAGCUCUGAUAUGACAACUAAAAUACAUAUCUGAUUUAAUAAACACUGUAGAUUGUGUAUUUAUUCACAAACUUUUAUUCAUUAGUUUAACCUCCCCUCUCUUAUUAUUAUUUGAUUAUUAUAUUAUUUGAUUAUGAUUUAUUAUAUACUAGCUAUAUAUGAGUGAAUGAUUUUGUACUCUUUUGCAUGUUUUCUUACUGACUGUAUUGUUUUGAGGUAAAAAACAAAUUAAACAACGACAACAAAAAAAUCAUAAUUGCAUGUUUUUUGGAGUAUCUAAUUUGCUCUUUUUAAUUUGUUUCACCAAAUAUUAAACGUCUGAGCAUAACUCAUCCCAAACUGUUUGUUGAAUUGGAUUUUAUUUUCAUAUUUUGUUUUUAUUUACAUGUAGUCAAAGUUCUAGUAAUUUUGUUUGUAUUUUUGUCAUUUU
Molecule: messenger RNA, 3303 nt
Organism: Labeo rohita (rohu)
Lineage: Eukaryota; Metazoa; Chordata; Actinopteri; Cypriniformes; Cyprinidae
Gene: spsb3b
Product: splA/ryanodine receptor domain and SOCS box containing 3b
Exons: 8
Coding region: 128-1600 (490 amino acids)
Biological process (GO): proteasome-mediated ubiquitin-dependent protein catabolic process
Cellular component (GO): SCF ubiquitin ligase complex
Molecular function (GO): protein binding
Source: RefSeq, a predicted model, not a curated record